This is a messenger RNA of Apus apus (common swift), 4814 nucleotides long. Its product is annotated as A-kinase anchor protein 17B-like. The record is from RefSeq and is a predicted model, not a curated record. The transcript is spliced from 6 exons. Bases 1978 to 3720 code for a protein of 580 amino acids. NCBI's taxonomy places the organism in Eukaryota, Metazoa, Chordata, Aves, Apodiformes, Apodidae.
CGGGGCCGUGCGGCGGUUCCCGGCAGCUCCGGUGGGGCUGCCCAGAACCUGCGGCCCUGGCGGCACUGGCUGGCGGGUGCCGGGCUCGGCUCGGGCGGGCUGGCCCGUCCCCGGGCUCGGCCGGAGGAGCGUCAGCCGCUCGCUGCCUCUCCCGGCCUGCGCGGUGGGCUCCCUGACCCGGCUGGGGUGCGCGGAGCGGGGCCCGGCGGCAGCAGGGGGGGCUCCCGCUUCUUCGCCGGGGCUCGCAGCCGGGGCAGCAGCCUCCGUCCCGUAGCUCCGGCUGAAACCUCCUCCCGGGCGGCGGCCGGGCCCGGCGCGGUUCCCCGCGGCCGGCGGUGCGGUGACCGGCUGCGGUGCCGGCCGAGCCCGCCGGAGCUCGGGCCCCUGCCCGCUGGGCCGAGGGCCCGCGGCCUUGCGGCUGCCGUGUCCCCGGAGGUGGGGCUGGCUUGCGGUUUUCUUUAUGCUCGCCUCAGAACAGGCAGCACCAAGUGGUGGUGCUGGGAGCGUUUGCUUCAAAAUGUCCCGUUAUUGCAAAAUUUGGGUGAGCAGCAGCACCUCUGAUCGCUUCUGCUCUUCACAGAACAAACUAGGCCCAUCUGUUGAAAAUCUCUUGUUUAAACUUCUCCAAGUGAUGCUUUCUGCUAAAUGCUUUUCCCUGUGUGUCAUAAACUCUUUCUGCAGCUGUGGAUCAGUAGAUAUGCUCCUGCAUACCCGCCUCUGUGGAACUGAGGUGGUUUCUGUGCCUGGCGCUCCCCUUGGCUCUGUGCUGGAGCUGCUCAGGGGCUGUGCUGUGCCCCAGGGCAGGGACAACAACUGCCUGAAAAGUAACCUGACAAAAUACAGUUUGUUGUUUGUUUUUUUUUUUCCCUCCAAGCUGGAAUUCUUUCCUGACCCAGUUGAUGGUGAGGUCUCAAACAGUUGGGAUGGCCCAGGGCCUGGAAUCAGUGACCCAUUGGGAAACCAGGGAUGGUAAGAGCUGUUUGAGCUAGUGGUACUGGGAGCAAAUGUGAGGGGCACCUUUGGGUCAAAUUAUACUCACUACUUGCAUUUUGCUUAUGUGGGCUAUAUGAGUGUCUCAGGUUAGAUAUUUCUGGGCUGUUACUGUUUCCCUAAAGUCUAAUUUUGUGUGUUUAAGUGGUGAUAGAAAGUAGGCUUUAGUGAGUUAAUUUGCUGUGUAUAGCACUGAGGAAGUUCAUACUCUGUUAGGGUUUGGGAUUUGUGUGUAUCGGAGGAUGUUAAGACCAUUGCAACAAACAAUACAUGGGCUGGAGAAGGUGCCUAACAAUGAGGGACUAUGAGAGAGCUCUCAAAGAGCUCAAGCUGUGUAUUUUAUAUAAGAAAAUUGACUGAGAGACACCUGGAUUGCAGCAUGUAAGAGGGGAAAAAGAACACCCCUAAACCCCACAAAACCACCUAGAUGCUAAAAGGAUGUGAAUCUGCUAUAGAAAUGCUUAAAAAAAAUCAGUAUCUGGAAGUGGCUUCCAUUUCAAAUGGUGAAUGAGAGAGGAGUGGAGCUGACUGCCUGUGGGGAGGGACAGGAGUUCAUUGUGUUUUCAAACCAGAGCCAGGUGCCUUCCUGGAAGAGUUGCUUCAUCCGAAUACCAUGAGCACAGGCCAGAGCCCCUGAGACAUAGGAAGUUGCUGGGUUUCACAGGAAUUCCUCAGCAGAACUGGGAGUUGAUCACAGAUCUGUAGAGUCCCAGGUGAUUUUUUUAUACAGGAGGUGACUCCUUAGUGAAGGAGCUGUAAGAAAGAGAAGCCUGGAGAGACUAAAGCUGCAAGAACAAGAGCACAUUUGAAAAAGGGGGAAAAAAGAGAGGGGGUUGAAAGAAAAAGACGUGGUGAUGAAAAGAAGUUCAAGAGAGAAAAAAGAAAGCUAAGCUCGAGAGAAGAGAAGAGAGGCAGAUAGAUGGAGAUGAGAGACAUCCCCCAAAGCAGCAGAAGGUACCAGCUGAAGAACAGCAGUGGCCAGAGAAUAUGCCUGAAUGGGAAGAAAGGAAAUCCCUGCUAGCUCAGAGAAGAGUGGAGUCUGUCAGACUGCUUACAGUGCUGUUAAACCGUGUGAAAGAUUUUGUGCAGUUGGCAAGUCAGAAAGUGGAUCCUUCAUUGGGCUUAAGGAAGAUCAAUUCCUUUUCUGAAGCAGCAUUAAAAGACACACGUCAGGAGCUGAUUAACUCCCUUUAUGGCACACACAAAGAGCUGAAACACAAGGAGCAGUUUAAGUGCCCAUUAACUCAAAAAGAUGGCAGCUUACCUGGUGAGGAAGGAGAUGAGAGAAACUUCCAUGCCUCUACUUGUCAUAUAGCCAGGACAAUUGUAAAUGAUCCCUCUGCAGCCCCGAGUCCUGCUGGACGGCCUGGCAGAGAUGAGUCCCACUCCUCUGGUUGUGCAUCUUUACUGAUUACAGUUACACAAGACUGCAGGGUCAUCGAAUCUCUCGAUGGAAGGAACUACCCAACAUUGAAUGUAGUUCACACACAGACAGUGUCUGAUGAAGGCUGUUGCAAAAAGCAAAAGGUUUAUGAGACUGAUGAAUUCAUCCAUUAUUUACUAAACUACUAUCAGACACCAUGCUAUGCACGUGUUUGCUUAGAGCCAAAAAACACUGUGAACAAGUCCAGGUGGAAGAGAGUGGUGUUUGAUGAUGAUAGUGGUUUUGACACCAGCUUGAGUAACAAACAUGGUCAGUGCUUCAGAGAAGUGAGUCCUGUACAGACCCUCAAGAGAAAUUGUAGUAGUGGUGAUAAUUACAGACUGGUGAUCACUGUUGGGGAGCUUGAGUCAAUAAACACAGUGUUAGAAAACAAGACCCAUGGGGGUAAGCUUGAAAAAACACUGCAAGUGCAGAGGAAUUACUCACUUGCUGUUGAUAACUUAGCACAUGCUGGACUGAAUCAUUCUUUGGAUUGCACUGCUGUUACUUGUGAUAAGGAAUUUAGACAAGAAGAUGGUAGUGAUGAAGGUUCUGUACCAUAUAAAGCAUGUGGGUCUGCUGGCAGAUUAAAGGAUUUGUUGGAAGAGAUCAGUGAUUCCCAGUACUUUAGCGAGGCACCUAGAGGCUCAAUGAAGAGAACAGAAAGAAGGUGUGAAGAAAUUUACAGCAAUUGUAAUAAAAGGUGCUUGCCUGCAAAAGCCAGGGAAAGAAAAUUACUGGUUUACCUUAAAAAUGUAACUCUGGAAAGUCAAGAGAAGGAAAGCAGCAAUUGUAGCUUUUGUUCUAGUUCUGUCCAUGAGGGCUUCACAAGGCAGUGUGAACAUAAGCUUAAAAAGGCAUGCAAGAGGUCAAGUAGUAAAUUAAGACAUGAAGAACAGAAAAGUGAGAGACCACCCAGGGAAGAGGAGAGAAAUGCUCACAAAAUGAAGAAAAGGCGAAAAAAACUUUCUUCUAAUCUUUUAUCUGAUGAAGGUGGCUUUCCAGAGACAGACAAUUGCAUGCGACUGGAGUCACUCACGAAGAUGCAAAGAGAAUGUAAGAAAAUGUUCCACAAAAAAGUGAAAUUCAAGACAUUUCCCCCUACCGUGGCAGCACCAGGUGUUACCCCUUGUGAUGGCUCACCACUUCAGGAGACCCUCCAGAGAGCAGGAGAUGAGAGGAAAUUAAUGUUGAGAAGAGAGAUGGAUGCAGAUGUCAGAGGAUGCUCUGUAUUUCCUCUUGAGAUAAUUCAGACAAACCCCUGCUCAGAUACUUUCUGUGGAGCAGAGCCCAGAAGAGGAUGCUGAACAGCUACUAUAUAAUAGCACUGAUUUUUUUAUAUAUAUAGAAGUGGGAGAAGAAAGCCCUUUAAUAAUUUAAAAGUAUAUAAAAUACUGGGGUUAAUUUUGCUUAGGUAAUUCCUUCAGUUAAAAUAUCUAAGUGCUGAAGUGAGCCACAAAACCUGCAUCUGUGUUUGCCUUUUGGAUAACAGAGGACCAAAACUUUUCCCAGGGCUAGACAAACUUUCAUAGACAGUUGCGAUGAAUUUGAAAGAAUACAGAUUGAGAUCUUGUAGUGUUGUACUCUGAUUAAAUGUAGGGAACCAUGUACAUAUCUAAGUUUUGGUGUUUAGUAAUAAUGAGUAACUGGAGAAAAACAUAGCUAUGUAAAUACUAGAGCAAGCUUAUUAAGUGCCUCCUCACUUUGAUUGUUAAAACGACGAGACUGGAAGGUGUGGAGGACAUUUAUGCUCAAUUAUGGGAAGUAAUAGAUUUCCAAAGAUGAAAAAAAUCCCAUCUUCUGUAAAACCCACACUGGAAAAUGCUUGGUUUGUAUUCAGAGUUCUAGAGUUGUUUCUGAAAACUUGCUGGUCUUUGGGAGGAAGGGUUUCCCUGAACUUGUGCUUGAUGUAGUACUUCAGGAAUCUGAAUGAUUGUCUAAGCGAAGCUUUGAAUGUUAGACAGUGAAGGGGCAGUGCUUGUCAGCGUGCUGACAGUCCCCAUGUGUAUGCAGGUUAAAAACUUGUUCAUGAGAUUUUGAAGGUACAUUUAGUGUGAGUUGGCUUACAAAUAAUUUCCAGAGAAAUUGCGAAAUGUCAUAUUUGUGCUGCAUGUAGGUAAAAAUGUGAAAACACGCUCUAGGAGCUUGUUUUAUAUCCUUAUUUAUUCAGCUGACUAUAUUUAGAAGAAAGCCACAAUUGCUUUUGGACAAAGUCCCUUAGCAAGAUACAGAGAACCAGUUCCAAGUUCAAUACACGGAGUAUUUCAGCUUUCAUUUUGCUAUGCUUUAUUUAUUACAUGGCAAUAUACCAAGUUAAUGUGAUAAUUUUGUCUUCAUUACUUAAAUUCACCCAUGUUUGUAACUUCUGCUCUAAUAAAUCGUAAUUAAAAAAAAGGACAAA